Messenger RNA from Miscanthus lutarioriparius, 876 nucleotides. The record is from the annotation of a GenBank genome assembly. NCBI's taxonomy places the organism in Eukaryota, Viridiplantae, Streptophyta, Magnoliopsida, Poales, Poaceae.
AUGGCGAUCAAGCGGACCAAGGCGGAGAAGAAGAUCGCGUACGACAAAAAGCUGUGCGCCCUGCUGGAUGAGUACACCAAGGUGCUCAUCGCCCUCGCCGACAAUGUCGGCUCCAAGCAGCUCCAGGACAUCCGCCGGGGCCUCAGGGGCGACUCCGUCGUGCUCAUGGGGAAGAACACGCUCAUCAGGCGAUGCAUCAAGGUCUACGCCGAGAAGACGGGGAACAAGGCCUUCGACCCGCUCAUGGACCUCCUCGUCGGCAACGUCGGCCUCAUCUUCACCAAGGGCGACCUUAAGGAGGUGCGCGAGGAGGUCGCCAAGUACAAGGUUGGGGCUCCUGCUCGUGUUGGGCUCGUAGCUCCUGUUGAUGUUGUUGUGCCCCCUGGCAACACUGGGCUGGAUCCCUCCCAGACCUCUUUCUUCCAGGUGCUUAACAUCCCCACCAAGAUUAAAGGGUACUGUGGAAAUCAUCACCCCCGUGGAGCUGAUCAAGAAGGUGUCUACGAGGAUGGACCAGUCUUCAGCCCUGAGGUGCUUGACCUGACUGAGGAGGACCUGGUUGAGAAGUUCGCCGCUGGUGUCUCCGUGGUUGCCUCUCUGUCCCUGGCGCUCUCGUACCCGACCCUUGCUGCUGUGCCUCACAUGUUCAUCAACGGGUACAAGAAUGUGCUUGCUGUUGCUGUGGAGACAGACUACUCGUACCCGCAUGCUGACAAGAUCAAGGAGUACCUGAAGGACCCAAGCAAGUUUGUUGUUGCUGCCCCAGUUGCUGCUGCUGACUCUGGUGCUUCAGCUGCUCCCAAGGAAGAAGAGGAGGCGCCUGAGCCUGCCGAGGAGUCGGAUGACGAAAUGGGCUUCAGCCUGUUUGACGACUAG